GAGCCCCAAGAGCAGCAGCCUGUCUCUCUCAGAUUAUUAAAUUCCUCCACGCCUUCUCUCUCUCCGAUUCUUCUCCUAUUCCUAUGCCCCCCACUUUCCUCUUCCCCCAUCUUCUCGCAGCAGAGAGGUUUGUUUGGUGGUUUCUCUUCUUCGUCUAGUCGUCGUUCCCUUUUUUCCCUGUCGCGGCGGCGAUAGGGUUCGGCUUUCCGUUAACGAUCACCUGCUCCGGUGGUGGUCGCCUGUAAAUGCUUAAGGCCUCCUCCGGUAGUUCAGAUCCUGCGGCGGCGGCGGUGGAUUUGUUCUUGACUCUGCUCUUGUUCUUCUUCUUGGGAGGGAUCUCUUUGUUCUUGGGCGAUUCAGCAUGCCUGCCUUCCACGCAUACGGAGAUGGUGGGUGCCUCGUCUCUGUCCCGGCGGAGCUGGCCGGGAUGUUCUGCCGCGGCGGCGGAGGGGUGGUGGUUGUGCAGCGGCAGCAGCGGAAGCGGUCUUUCGUGGCCGCGUCGGCGGUCGCCGCGGCGGCGGCGGAGUGCGUGAGGGCCAGCAAGAAGCAGCAGAGGCAGCCCCCGCAGCCGUCCCUCGACGCGCUCCCGGACGAGUGCCUCUUCGAGGUCCUGCGCCGCCUACCCGGCGGCCGCGAGCGCGCCGACUCCGCCUGCGUCUCCCGCCGCUGGCUUGCGCUCCUCGCCAGCAUCCGGGCCUCUGAGCUCGGCCAGGCCACGGCGGCCGCUCCCCCGUCCCUUCCUGAUCUCAACGAGGAGUUCGUCAUGGAGGAGGACACCGACGAUUCCCCCGUGGAUCCCUGCGUCGAGAGGGUCCUCGAGGGUAAGGAGGCCACCGAUGUGCGCCUCGCCGCCAUGGCUGUCGUUGCCGGAUCCCGCGGCGGGCUGGAGAAGCUCGCCGUCCGUGGGAGCCACCCGACUCGUGGCGUCACGGACCAGGGCCUCUUGGCUGUUGCCCGUGGCAGCCCGAACCUCUGCUCGCUCGCCCUGUGGGAUGUGCCGCUUGUGACCGAUUCUGCGCUUGCCGAGAUCGCAGCCGGGUGCCCCUUGCUGGAGCGUCUGGAUAUCACUUCUUGCCCGCUCAUCACAGACAAGGGCCUUACUGCUGUUGCUCAGGGGUGCCCGAACUUGGUGUCUCUGACCAUUGAGGCGUGCUCUGGUGUUGCCAACGAGGGCCUGAGGGCGAUUGGCCGGUGCUGCUCGAAGCUGCAGGCUGUGAGCAUCAAGAACUGUGCGCGUGUGGGUGACCAGGGCAUCUCUAGCCUUGUGUGCUCGGCUUCCGCCUCCCUGGCCAAGAUCCGUCUCCAGGGCUUGAACAUCACUGAUGCUUCGCUUGCCGUGAUUGGGUACUAUGGGAAGUCUGUCACAGAUCUUACACUUGCCCGCCUUGCUGCUGUUGGAGAGAGGGGAUUCUGGGUGAUGGCCAAUGCAUCCGGCCUGCAGAAAUUGAGGUGCAUCAGUGUUAACUCUUGCCCUGGGAUCACCGAUCUUGCGCUUGCUUCUAUUGCCAAGUUCUGCUCAAGCUUGAAACAGCUUUGCCUCAAGAAGAGUGGACAUGUAUCAGACGCUGGUCUUAAGGCUUUUGCAGAAUCAGCAAAGUUGUUGGAAAACCUGCAGCUUGAAGAAUGCAACAGGGUUACUCUUGUUGGUGUUCUUGCUUGCCUUAUUAACUGCAGCCAGAAGUUCAGGACUCUCUCUUUGGUGAAAUGCUUGGGUGUCAAGGAUAUCUGCUCUGCUCCUGCACAGCUUCCUGUCUGCAAAUCACUUCGUUUCUUGACCAUCAAGGAUUGUCCGGGUUUUACUGAUGCAAGCUUGGCUGUGGUGGGGAUGAUUUGCCCCCAGUUGGAGCAAGUCGACCUGAGUGGUCUUGGUGAGAUCACUGACAAUGGGCUUCUUCCUUUGAUUGGAUCUUCUGAGGGUGCUUUUGUCAAGGUUGACUUGAGUGGUUGCAAGAACAUCACAGAUCUAGCUGUUUCUUCCCUGGUGAAGGUGCAUGGAAAAUCUGUUAAGCAAGUUAGCCUCGAGGGUUGCAGCAAGAUAACAGAUGCAAGCCUCUUCUCCAUUUCUGAGAACUGCACUGAGCUUGCGGAGCUUGAUCUUUCUAACUGCAUGGUUAGCGACUCUGGUGUUGCAAGCCUGGCGUCCACAAGUAACUUCAAGCUUCGUGUCCUGUCACUGUUUGGCUGCUCAAAUGUCACUCAGAGGAGUGUGCCGUUCUUGGGCAACAUGGGGAAGUUGGAGGGCCUCAAUAUUCAGUUCUGCAACAUGAUUGGCAACCACAACAUUGCAUCUCUGGAGAAGCAGCUCUGGUGGUGCGACAUUCUUGCUUAGCGAGACAAGAUGCUUCAUUGCUGGCUGGGCUCGUGUACACUGAACGGGUCAGCCGCCUCCAUAUGCAGAUACACGUCCUUAGCAGCAGUAGCGCAACCGUCAAUCCCGUAUUAGCCAGUUUUUUGGCUCGUGCAAGGGCCGUGGUGGGCUUUCGAACUUUGUUCGAGGUCCGGUCAUUUUUUGGAGGGCGCAUUUAGCCAAAUGCUCGUUUUUUCACAGAUAACCCCUCAGGAGGUAAUCUGUUUUUUGAGCAUCUGGUUGCCAUCACUGGCAUCCUGCCCCUCCAUCCAGGCACCGUUCCUUGCCAUUAUAGCCACACCUUACUGGUUUUUUAGGUUGCUCUAGUGUCCAGUGUCAUUUUUCAAAGCUUUCCUGGUUACGAAGUCGCAGGCGCCAAUGGCUGUUCUGAAGCUCCACGACACCGACUGCUGGCAUCGCCUGCAGUUGGAUGCUGGUGUCCAGGAUUGCUGAUGCCCGUAGGGUCUGCCGACUUAUCUAGUGGGUAUGGUUAUUGAGUUUGGGUUUGUGGGAGUCCUGUGUGUUGUUUCUCUGUUAGUGUCUGUGUGUGUGGAGUCAUGUAGGGUUGCUUUUUUCUUGCAGUUCCCCUUUGGGAUGCCUGGUGUUCAUGGGGAUCUGGCUGUCGCAAGGCGCAUACUAGAGCCUUGCGAUGACAGCCUUGCAUGGUUGUUUUUUCGCGACAGAUCCCCGAUUUUACCGGCAGAUUGUUGAGGACUGUAAUCUUUGCAACCUUAUCGGAAUAAAUGAAGUAUGUUUGUGUUUAA
This is a messenger RNA of Brachypodium distachyon (stiff brome), 3111 nucleotides long. Its product is annotated as EIN3-binding F-box protein 1. The coding region runs from base 362 to 2329 and encodes 655 amino acids. The record is from RefSeq and is a predicted model, not a curated record. Gene Ontology annotation, cellular component: SCF ubiquitin ligase complex. NCBI's taxonomy places the organism in Eukaryota, Viridiplantae, Streptophyta, Magnoliopsida, Poales, Poaceae. The transcript is spliced from 2 exons. Gene Ontology annotation, molecular function: protein binding. Gene Ontology annotation, biological process: SCF-dependent proteasomal ubiquitin-dependent protein catabolic process.